Messenger RNA from Meriones unguiculatus (Mongolian gerbil), 7353 nucleotides. RefSeq names its product immunoglobulin superfamily member 3 (gene Igsf3). NCBI's taxonomy places the organism in Eukaryota, Metazoa, Chordata, Mammalia, Rodentia, Muridae. Bases 766 to 4410 code for a protein of 1214 amino acids. The transcript has 12 exons. The record is from RefSeq and is a predicted model, not a curated record.
CGGGGCGGGAGCAGGGCAGCCAGAGCCGUUGCGGGAGGCGAGGAGGAAGCGGCGCGGCUCGGGAGGCGUGCGGGACGCGGACGGGAGGACGAGCGGCUGCCGGGAGCUGCGGGGGCCCGGGCGAGGAAUCUGCCGGCUUUUGUGGGACCGCUCCCGGGCUACCGAAUGCCAGCUUACUUCGUGUGCCCUGGGAGGUUCUGGGGCAGGUGACGGCACCGUGACCUAUCCAACAUGGAUGGAGAUGGACUUUUUGAUGAAGAAACCCGAAGUGUCUUUACCAGUCAGGGUGGUUUGGCCGUCCAAGGUUUUUACAAAACCUGCCUGGUUCCCUCUGUGGGAUCCGAAUGAGAGAGAUCUCAGACACCUUCACUGCGAAGCCAAGGACAUUUCUGUAUAAUCAGCGGAUGAAAGGGUUUUUCUCAGACUCUCUUUUCUCCCAUUUUCCUUGAGGAUUAAUCCACCAGAAUCCACAGUUCCUGUGGAGACUGCAAGGCAUACAAUGUGGCAGAAGCCUAGAGCGCCUUCGGAAUUGCUCUGGACCCUGCCUUUAGCAUAGAGGACUCUCAGACAUAUGCCACUCCCCUCCCCUGCCCCCAACUCCCUCCUUCUGAUUACUUGUCUUUGACUGGUUCUCAUUUUCCCCCGUGAAGUUCUGUUUCCAAACUGUUCCCCGGAGCUAUAAGUGGAUUGGCAGUAAUGAGAGAUUAGGCGGUGGGAGGAAGCACGGUGCCCUAUGCUGUGUCCUUUUCCUGCUGCGCCGCCGACAUGAAGUGCUUUUUCCCAGUGUUGAGCUGUCUGGCUGUGCUGGGUGUGGUGUCAGCUCAGCGCCAGGUCACCGUCCAGGAAGGACCCUUGUACCGCACAGAGGGCUCCCACAUCAACAUCUGGUGCAACGUGAGCGGCUACCAGGGCCCCUCUGAGCAGAACUUUCAGUGGUCCAUUUACCUGCCCUCUGCCCCUGAGCGUGAGGUGCAGAUUGUUAGCACAGUGGACUCUUCCUUCCCCUACGCCAUCUACACCCAGCGAGUGCGAGGUGGGAAGAUCUACGUGGAGAGAGUCCAGGGCAACUCAGCCUUACUUCACAUCACAGACCUGCAAGCCCGCGAUGCUGGGGAGUACGAGUGCCACACCCCCAACACCGAUGAGCGCUACUUCGGGAGCUACAGUGCCAAGAUGAACCUAGUGGUGAUCCCAGAUUCCCUGCAGACCACGGCUGUGCCCCAGACUCUGCACAAAGUGGAACAGGACCCACUGGAGCUCAGUUGCGAAGUGGCCACUGAGACUGUCCAGCAUAGCCACCUGUCUGUGUCCUGGCUGCGGCAGAAGGGUGGCGAGAAGCCCGUGGAGGUCAUCUCCCUGAGCCGGGACUUCAUCCUGCACUCAAGCAGCGAAUAUGCCCAGAGGCAGAGCCUGGGGGAGGUGCGGCUGGACAAGCUGGGCAGAAGCACCUUCCGCCUCACCAUCUUCCACCUGCAGCCUUCCGACCAGGGCGAGUUCUACUGCGAGGCUGCCGAGUGGAUCCAGGACCCAGAUGGCUCCUGGUACGCCAUGACCAGGAAGCGCUCCGAGGGCGCUGUGGUCAACAUCCAGCCCACCGACAAAGAGUUCACCGUGCGUCUGGAAACAGAUAAGAGGCUGCACACAGUGGGUGAGCCAGUGGAGUUCAGAUGUAUCCUAGAGGCUCAGAACAUUCCCGACCGGUACUUUGCCGUCUCCUGGGCCUUCAAUAGCUCACUCAUCGCGACCAUGGGGCCUAAUGCUGUGCCGGUCCUCAACAGUGAAUUUGCCCACCGUGAAGCCAAGGGACAGCUUAAGGUUUCCAAAGAAAGCGAUGGUGUCUUUGUGCUGAAGAUAUACCACCUCCGCCAGGAAGAUAGUGGCAAAUACAACUGCCGGGUGACCGAGCGAGAGAAGACUGUCACUGGCGAGUUCAUCGACAAGGAGAGCAAGCGUCCCAAGAACAUCCCCAUUGUCGUCCUCCCCCUCACAGAUAACUGGGUAGUUAAAGUCCCCCAGCAGCACCAGAUCCUGCCCCAAGGCCACUUGGAGAGCAGCAUCUCCGUGGAGGUGGCCAGCAAUGCCAGCGUCGUCCUCGAGGGUGAGGACCUGCGCUUCUCCUGUACUGUCCGCACGGUGGGCAGGCUGCAGGGCCGCUUCUCUGUCAUCUGGCAGCUCGUGGAUAGGCAGAACCGCCGCAGCAACAUCAUGUGGCUGGACCGUGAUGGCACCGUACAGCCGGGCACGUCCUACUGGGAGCGCAGCAGCUUCGGGGGCGUCCAGAUGGAGCAGGUGCAGCCCAACUCCUUCAGCCUGGGCAUCUUCAGCAGCAGGAAGGAAGAUGAGGGCCAGUACGAAUGCCACGUGACGGAGUGGGUGCGGGCUGUGGAUGGAGAGUGGCAGAUGGUGGGCGAGCGCCGCGCCAGUACCCUGGUCUCCAUCACAGCUCUUGAAACAGGCUUUGCAGUCACAGCCAUCUCCCGGACGCCAGGGGUGACCUACAGCGACUCCUUUGACUUGCAGUGCAUCAUCAAACCUCACUACCCAUCCCGCGUCCCCGUGUCGGUGACAUGGAGGUUCCAGCCAGUGGGCACCAUUGAGUUCCAUGAUCUGGUGACCUUCACCCGGGAUGGAGGGGUUCAGUGGGGGGAAAGGUCGUCCACCUUCCGAACUCGGACUGCCAUCGAGAAGGCUGAGUCCAGCAACAACGUCCGCCUGAGCAUCAGCCGGGCCAGCGACACAGAGGCGGGCAAGUACCAGUGUGUGGCGGAGCUGUGGCGGAGGAACUACAACAACACGUGGACAAGGCUGGCGGAGAGGACCUCCAACCUGCUGGAGAUUCGGGUGCUGCAGCCAGUGACAAAGCUGCAGGUGAGCAAAUCCAAGAGGACCCUCACACUGGUGGAAAACCGGCCAAUUCAGCUCAACUGCUCCGUCAAGUCUCAGACCAGCACAAACUCACACUUCGCCGUGCUGUGGUAUGUCCACAAGCCCUCGGAUGCAGACGGCAAGCUCAUUCUCAAAACCACGCACAGCUCAGCUUUUGAGUAUGGCACCUACGCCGAGGAGGAGGGCCUGCGGGGCCGGCUGCAGUUCGAGAGGCACGCCUCGGGGGGCCUGUUCAGCCUCACUGUGCAGAAAGCUGAGGUCAGCGACAGCGGAAGCUACUACUGCCACGUGGAGGAGUGGCUGCUGAGCCCCAACUAUGCCUGGUACAAGCUGGCCGAGGAGGUUUCAGGGCGCACGGAGGUCACCGUGAAGCAGCCAGACAGCCGCCUGAAGCUCAGCCAAGCCCAGGGGAACCUGUCUGUUCUGGAGACUCGGCAGAUCCAGCUGGAAUGUGUGGUCCUGAACCGGACCAGCCUGGCCUCCCAGCUCAUGGUGGAGUGGUUCGUGUGGAAGCCCAACCACCCAGAGCGGGAAGUAGUGGCCCACCUCAGCCGAGAUGCUACCUUCCACUAUGGCGAACAGGCUGCCAAAAACAACCUGAAGGGGCGGCUGCACCUGGAGAGCCCGUCUCCUGGCGUGUACAGGCUCUUUAUCCAGAAUGUGGCCGUGCAGGACAGCGGGACCUACAGCUGCCGAGUGGAGGAGUGGCUGCCAAGUCCUAGUGGUGUGUGGUAUAAACGGGCUGAGGACACCGCUGGACAGACCACUGUCACAGUCAUGCGACCUGACGCCGCCCUCCAGGUGGACACAGUGGUCCCCAAUGCUACCGUGUCUGAGAAGGCAGCUUUCCAACUGGACUGCAGCAUCCUGUCUCGAUCAAGCCAGGACUCCCGUUUUGCUGUGGCCUGGUAUUCCCUGAGGACUAAAGCUGGAGGAAAAAGAGGCAGCCUUGGCAUUGAAGAGCAAGAGGAGGAGGAGGAGGAGGAGGAGGUGUCGGAAGAAGAGGACCAUGAAGAUCCGACAGAGAGGACGGUCCUGUUGAGCGUGGGACCUGAUGCUGUCUUUGGUCCCGAAGGCAGUCCUUGGGAGGGCAGGCUGCGCUUCCAGAGACUCUCACCCCUGCUGUACCGGCUCACAGUGCUUGAGGCGAGCCCCCACGACACAGGCAACUACUCCUGCCAUGUGGAGGAGUGGCUGCCCAGCCCUCAGAAGGAAUGGUACCGGCUGACAGAGGAGGAGUCUGCCCCCAUCGGCAUCCGGGUUCUGGACACAAGUUCUACCCUGCAGUCGCUCAUCUGCUCCAACGAUGCCCUCUUCUACUUUGUCUUCUUCUACCCCUUCCCCAUCUUUGGCAUCCUCAUCAUCACCAUUCUGCUGGUGCGCUUCAAAAGCCGGAACUCCAGCAAGAACUCAGAGGGGAAGAACGGGGUGCCCCUGCUGUGGAUCAAGGAGCCGCACCUCAACUACUCCCCGACUUGCCUGGAGCCCCCUGUGCUCAGCAUCCACCCCGGAGCCAUAGACUAAGGAGGUUGUCCCCAGUGGACGUUGCCCAUGGCGGGGUCCGGUCAGGGGAGCCCUGUGGGCUUCUCCUCGUUGCUUCAUGCCCUGUGACUGGACAGGCGACAGCACGCGAACUUCGCAGUUUCUCUGCAGGAACCAGCCUGACCUGGCACGUGUUGGAAGCUCCCAGUCAUGGAGAUGACCGCCUCAGGCGGCAGCCCUGCUUAGCCGUUCGCGUCCAGGUGUCGUGAGCCCAACGUCCUAGGUUUCUAGUUUUUGGUUUGGUAAUGUAGUAGUGCGUAGCUCCAGGUGCCGCCUCUACUCGCCAGUCUAUCUCGUGUUCUCAGAUCGGUGCUACGGGGUUUCCUGUUCUGUGUAAUGAACUCUUUUAAGCCCCUUUGGUCCUCUCCGUUUGGAUCCCAUAAUGUUGUAGAAGCAUUUCUCUCACAACUGAUAAGCAAGAGGAAGACGGCUUCAUAGUAACAAGGAAUCUCUUCCAAGACAUUUUUGUUUUUGCACAUUUGAAAAUGCCACCCGUGGAUCAAAAUACACCCAAACAUUUUUUUAAAACUUUCUUAGCAAGACUUGAAAAAUAUGUGUAGCGUGGGCCCAAUUUGUAUCUUAUCUUUUCCCUCAGCCAGAGUUGUUGGAACCACUUUAUAGUCAAGAUGAAAGCAUCGAAUUUUGCUUCAAAGGACUGUACAUGUGCAGAAGAAACCCUGCAGAACCCCAUUAGGAGAAGAUGGUAUCCCGCCAGCUCAUCUGUCAGGAAGGUGAAAGAGGCUUCAGUUCCGAACUUGCCAAAAAAAUAAACAAGCCACCUUGGAGGAUGGGUCAAGGGCUCCGGACGGCAUCCAGUUUCUGAGGGUUAAUCAAAGGCAGUGAUAAGAGAGGGCAGGAGGGAGGGAAGGCGCUGACUGUUGGGGUAACUUUGGCAAGCUCAGUCUCUCGAUACCCCGAGCAGGCAGCUUUCAUCUGUAGGUGCUUUGCCAAAUCUUCAAGGGGGACAUGUCCAGUGAACCGAAGGGCUGCUCCGAGGGGAGCGCUGUGUGCAGGCCCAGUGGAGGGUGCUGAGCUGUCAUACUGAGCUUGGGAGAGAGGGCCAGGAGGGGUCUAGCCUCCUGGAGAGGCCAGAGGCAUACUUGGCUCUCUCUGUCUUCCUGCCAGUGAGCCUUUCCUUGGAGAUGAUGAGGGCUUUGGUAUUCAUCACUGCUCUUCCCAAAUCUCACUGCUGUGGGGAUACUGUCCCAAGAGGGGACCAGGUGCAGCCUUUUCAUAAUCUUUGUUCCCCUAGUGUCAACAGACAACUGAGAGCAGGUGUUGUUCCUUCCCUUUGUUGGAGUGUGUGCGUUCCUGUGAGUACGUGUGUGCACAUUCCUCUGUGUGUGUGUGUUUAGAUUGUAUGGUUGUACUGGUGUCUUUUAAUUUUCAGCCCACAAAUCCAGAAUCCACUGCCUCCACUCCAUUAGGCCAGAUGCUUAGCUGCCCUGGCGCCUCAUCAAUCACCAAUGCUUCCUUUUGCCUCUUGCACACUCUGAACAUCUUGUGAAGCCCUUUCCUCCCCAUCCUUCAGCAGCCAUACUUUCCCUUGGGAAUUUGCAUCCUGAAUCCCGAGAUAGGGCCUCUUGGGAAAAGCUACCCAAGAUUGUAUACAGUUUCUGCAAUGCCUGGUCCUGAGAAUAAGUGGAAAAACGGAGGCUGCAGGCCUUUGGGCCAUGUGGUUACAGAUCCUGGAAAGGGGGCUGCUGGUUGUAGGCCGUGUGCUAUGUGGCAGAGGAGGGGAGGCAAGAUGCAGCCCGACAAUCCUUCCUCUCUCCUCCGGGUCCUCGAGUUCUCUGAGCAGUGUCCAGGCAGCGCCGGCGUAAUCCCUCCAGUGCCUACACUGCUGGUUCUCAGUUAUGCUGCAUCAACACAUUAGAGGGACCAAAUUGGCUCAGUCACGAAGAAAGAAUGUCUUUUGUUCUGUUCCUUCAUUUCAUGGGUGUGGGCUCUUGAUGGGUAGCUGCUGACUCCUGAUUUUUAGGCUGAGUCAACGCGGGAAGAUUGACUCUGCCUCUGAAUGGAAUGACGCCGAGGGCUGGCCUGGAUUAAGAUUUCAGCUCAGUUCUAAGCAGCAGAAAACAGGCUGCACUUCAGUAUGUGAGGCAACUGCACACAGGACGUUGGCAAGGAGCAAAGAACCCGAAGUCAGUAUUUUAACAACUGCUUUUUGCUUGUGUUUUCUGUGGAGAUGGGGGAUGCAAUCAAAGGUUGAAUUUAGCUUUUUAUGGAAAACAAAAAACAAGAAAAAACCCUCAGGACCUCUCUCUGUGGCUGGUUCUACAGACAUGUGAUGUCAGAUAAAUGGCGAUGGUGCCCUCCAGUGGCUGGAAGGCCUCACUGCACAUUGUCUGCUGGGGUUUUGGUCUUCUGAGUUCAAAGGACUGAACAGAGACUCCUGACAUCUGUCCUCUCCAGUGUCACACUUGAGAGAAGAAUCUCCACUGUGCUAGGCACGUCCCAGGACACUCUGUGACCACACCCUCUCUCAUCCGGGUGUUCUGUAGCAAGUUUUCAUAUUCGUUUCGCUCAGCGGUUCCUCUGCGUUCAUUGUUGAAGAGACGAGAAGACUGCAUGAAGUAGAGAGCUGUUGGUUUGUUUCGUUUUUUUAAAACAGAGAAACUAUUUGUAAGCCGCCGCACAAAGACAUUUUCUAUACACUGCAGAGACCUGUAGUAAAUGAUGUUGACAAUAAGCUGUUUACAUUUCCUGGAGUCGGAUGCCCCCCUCCUGCCCCUCCCUGAGCCAGUCACCUCCUGCUGUGGGACUGUGCUCGGUGGGUGGCCUGGAGUUCUGCCCUCGGCAUUGAUGUACCAGAUUCGAGUUUUACAAGCUGUAGCUUUUCUAUGCAUGCCCUCACCCAGCCUAAAUUAUGUUUUUUGGUUUUUUUUUUUGUACAAAUGAUAAAAAAAAAAAUCUUUCUCAAGA